Messenger RNA from Seminavis robusta, 2735 nucleotides. Lineage: Eukaryota; Bacillariophyta; Bacillariophyceae; Naviculales; Naviculaceae. The record is from the annotation of a GenBank genome assembly.
UGAUGACAGGCGUCACCCUCCUGAUUGACUGAGUGACGAGUUGAGUGACGAGUUGACUUUCCCACCUUUCGUUUUUCGCCAAACUAACUUUCGCUGUUUGUCACAAAGAAGAAGAUGAUGAUGAGCCGCCCUGUUCUUCUUCAGCGUGGGUUGGGGCGUCGCUUGCCUGUGGCUGGGACCCAUGUUGCCCGUUCGUAUGUCUAUCCAGUAUGGGAUCAGUAUGGUACUAGUAGUGAUCAGGCGCAGAAGAUGUCCACCAGGAUACCAUUGCUUCCACUGACAUUAGGUGAUGUCAGUCAUCAUCAUCAGCAGCAGCAGUGCUGUCAGCUGUCUACCAGUACCUCCACUGUGGCCACUACUGAGGCCACUACAGAUAGUAUUGUUGACGACUCGAAACGGGUGCCUCCUCGUCGGCCUUGGCUGGAUCCUUCGUUGACCUGGGAUACCCGAGUUGUCAAAUUUACCGAAUCUCCCGUGGGUACCCUCAAUCCCCACGCCGUGGCCUUUGAUGCUCUUAGCCUUGUGGAUCAGUCUUGUCGGCAAGGAAACAUUUACGGCAUGAAAAUGGCACACGAAGUACUAGACCGGUGUUUGGCAGAAAAGGAUUUCAGAGAGACAACCAUAGUGGAUACAGCGGAUACUAGUACCCAAGAAGAACACUCUGCUUCUAUCACUACAGAUGCGUCUAUUCAGAAUGUACAUGUGUACCCAGUCCCACUCAAGAUGUUCCAAACCAUUCUCUAUGGCUGGGCCACUCUAGCCAAGCAUCAGACCAAGGCAGCCAUGACACGCAUGCGACAAACGCUGGAUCAAUUGCUGUUCACGGUCCGACAGGAACAGGAACGAUUUGGAUCACAACAGCACACAACAACAGCCCAGAACUCGUCGUAUUACCAGCAAGUGGCGCUACGUCCCACCACGGACAUCUACAAUACGUACUUGAGUGGACUCAAUUUUGCAUCUCGACACAAUUCAGAGGCGGCGAAAAUGGCGGAAGAAUUAUUGCACGAAAUGACACAAUACCACAGUCAGUUUGGAUGGCAUACCAAACCCAACACUCGCAGCUAUACACUGGCACUCUGUGCACGAGUCCAUUCUCCUUUUGACGUCAAAUCCGCCGGACGUCAUGCCGAACGAAUCUUGCGAAAAUUACAACGUGCCCAUCAACAAGAACGCAAACGAUAUCAACAACACUACGGACAUGAAUACGACACGCAACAUCCCAGCAAUAACAAGCUUCAGAUACCCACACCGGAUGUCGUUGUCUACGACUAUGUCAUUCAGGCAUAUGGGAAAGAUCCGUCCCAACGAUCGACUCAAAAAGCACGGGAUUUGUUUAUUGAAGCCAUCAAUACCGUGCAACCCGAUUGGGGACUCGUUACCAGUGUCAUUGCCGCCUACAGUCGAUUGGCCGCCAAUCCACACGUCGACCGAUCCAUUCGGUGGCAAGCGGCUGAACAAGCGGAAGAAAUUCUAGAGACGGCACGGCAAGACAUGGCGCAAAUAGUAAUGGGCGAGAGCAAUACUGCAUCAUCUAGGCCAGUAAAGAGCCGGAACAAAAAGCCAGCCAACAAUCGUGUCGCGCCUUGGAAUGCUUGUAUGAACGCCUAUGGACGAUCAGGAUCCAUAGAUGGCGCAUUGAAGGCCGAAUCUAUGCUGCAAAAGUUGCUGACGGAUCACAUUGAAGGAAUGGGGUUGGCGGCUCCUGACACCAUCUCGUUCAAUACGGUCUUGCAAGCGUGGUCUAGUCAACGCACGCCCGAUGCAUCACAAAAGGCUCAAGAUUUGCUCAACUUACAACGACAAUUGUUUGCCGACGAGGUGAUUGACGAAAAUGCCAUGCCGGAUAUGGCAGGGUUCACCAUUGUCAUGAACGCGUGGGCCAGAAGUACCACCGAGCCACAAAAGGUGCAAAAGACGCAACAACUACUACAGGAACUACUCAUUGGGCUGGAAAACGACACCGUAGCAGCUGGUGGGAACAAUCCCACUGUGGCUUUCUCGGCCGUGUUGAGUGCCGCAGCUCAUCCAGUGGUGAGAAAGACCAAGACACAACAAAACGAACCCAUUAUUGACCCCUUUGGCACUACUGACAGCAGCACCAGUGGCAAUGACGCCGCAUCCGAUGAUGACAGCUACGCCAUUGCUCUACGAACAUACCGAGAAUUGAAAGAAGAUGUAUACCAUGUCGGAUGCCAACCGGAUCAUUUUGUCUUUGCUUCCAUGCUCCACGCAGCCGGUGCUCAUACACACCCGUCCUCGACCGAACGACGGCAAAUGGUCCAAGUAGUGUUUGAAGAUGCGUGCCUGGCGGGUCAUGUGAGCAAAUUGGUGGUGAAAGCAUUGUACAAGGAAUGCCCCGACAAGGCAUUGCUGGCAGAGAUACUCGAACGGUGUCCGGAAUUUGUAGAACGAAUGCCAACACGGGUGGAUGAUUUGCCCAAAGAGUGGACUCAGAAGGUACCUUUUGCAUACCGAAUCAUUGGACGGCCUGCAACAGGAUCACAAGCAAGACGAAAGGGUUCGAUCUCUAGGUAGCUAUACCAGGUAGCUACCGUUAGCUAAGCUAUACCAGGUAGCCAGCUAAAAGUAUGGUAGCCGUUUCUGAGACCCAAGCCUAUACAUGUAGUUUCCUCUCCGCGCCGCACAGCCGGUGCCAGCCACCCUAAAACCUGAAAAUGUGACGGCCACACGACUUCUCUUUCCACUCCACUUUGUGACCUGCUUUGUGUGAC